CGCCCAGCCAACUCUAUCGUCAGCCAUAGCGUUUUGAAAUUUGGACCUCGAUCCGUACCCGGCAACUUUCAUCGAGGUUUACGACACGUAUUUAUGAGCGGUCAUCAUGCUAUUUCCCAGGUUAGGCUUCUCGAAGCAAGAGAGAUGGUCACUCGCCCACCGAGUUUACGGGCUUGACGACACACUCUUUACUGGACUCACGACUACUGAGAAAUGUGCUUCGCAUGCGGUUCCCACAGCCUCUUCACCAUUCUUAGUUGGUCUCAGGUCCGGUGACUGAUGUAACAGCCCCAGUCGAUCGGACGUAGUACAGUAUGGACCCAACGAGGCUCGGUAUCUUCAAAAUGCGGCAAUUCAUCAACAUGUUUCCUAAUAACGCUGGUGGCGGCGGUAAUUGCCACCCAUAAGUACUAUGGGUAGGGUUUGGACUGGAGUUUCGGAAUUCUGCCAUGGAGCAAGCGCCGAGUUUCAAUGCGAACCCCAUCCUUGGUCCCAUUAUAAUUGGUGCGGUGGUCUCAGGAGUACUGUAUGGGGCCGCUACCGUCCAGGCAUACCUGUACUUUCAGAGAUUCCCCAGGGAUAACUGGAAAAUCAAGAGUCUGGUUGCAUUCGAGAUAUCGAUUCAAACGAUUCAUCUGGCAUUUGUGAUUGCAGGGAUGUGGGCAAUGGUCGUGGCGGAUUACGCCGAACCACAACAGCUUACUAUUCUCCCUGUACCCACUGUCGUCACAAUACUUCUUUGUUCUCCGAUCGCGUUCGCUGUCCAGGCGUAUUUCGUUCUGCGAGUGUACAGGCUCUCAGAGCAACCACUUCUUUUGAUCUUGGGCGGCCUCCUCGCCAUUUCAAAAUGCGCACUUCACCUGGUGUUUGGUAUCGCUGCCUCCAUCGUGAGGGACGCUGUGACGCUCGCCCAUAACUGGGGUUGGUGCAUUACUGGCUUUCUAGUCCUUUCUAUUGCGUGUGAUACCUUGAUUGCGAUGGCGCUGAGCCACCACCUCAAUCUGCGGAAAACUGGGUUUGACCGGACAUCACGGAUCAUCGAUCGCAUGAUAAUAUACACUCUUGCAACUGGUCUGAUAACCAGUACGACAGAACUGGCGGAGGCCGUUUGCUUUUGGACAAUGAACGACAAUUAUGUGUGGAUGGGUCUUUACGUUAUCGAAUCUGGGCUGUAUACGAAUUCGCUUCUUGCCGCGCUAAAUAGUCGUGCACUCUUCAAUCGGCUACGGAACUCUGAGGUGCCUUAUGAAUUAGGGUUUAGCCCAAGAGGUUCAGAGACUGCAGGAUCAAGCUACAGGGAUCAAAAGGCUCCCCAACCUAUACUAAUCAAUGUCACCCACGAGACCGUGUCCUCACAAGUUGAUGAAGCCCCAGUAGGUUCACACGUCAGGGAGGGGGAUAAUGUAUUGACCCCCUACGGUGCAGCUCUCACCAGUCCGAAAUAAAUG
Messenger RNA from Pisolithus orientalis, 1448 nucleotides. RefSeq lists its product as uncharacterized. The record is from RefSeq and is a predicted model, not a curated record. The transcript has 12 exons. Lineage: Eukaryota; Fungi; Basidiomycota; Agaricomycetes; Boletales; Pisolithaceae. The coding region runs from base 450 to 1445 and encodes 331 amino acids.